This is a messenger RNA of Halichondria panicea, 1682 nucleotides long. Its product is annotated as U4/U6 small nuclear ribonucleoprotein Prp31-like. The coding region runs from base 121 to 1596 and encodes 491 amino acids. Gene Ontology annotation, biological process: spliceosomal tri-snRNP complex assembly; mRNA splicing, via spliceosome. NCBI's taxonomy places the organism in Eukaryota, Metazoa, Porifera, Demospongiae, Suberitida, Halichondriidae. The record is from RefSeq and is a predicted model, not a curated record. The transcript has 17 exons. Gene Ontology annotation, cellular component: U4/U6 x U5 tri-snRNP complex; precatalytic spliceosome; U4 snRNP.
AACUAGACAGAUAACGUUGGUUGGACUCCGCCCAACUCCCUCUGAAGUGGACAAGAUCAAGAAGUGCCGGCACAUGUCUAGUCUGCUUUGGCUCAUCAGACGCGAUUCGAUUGACAAAUAAUGUCACUUGCAGAAGAAUUGCUAGCUGAUCUGGAUGAGGCAGGUGAUGACACAAUUGAAGAUGAAGAGGAUCCAAAGGGUGAUACUGAAAUUGUAGAGUCAAUAGAAGCAUCACUGGAUCUUUUGAAAGAUGAGAAUGACUCCAUCUCUGCAGUAGCACAAUUAUCAGGAAGUGAAAAGUUAAUGAAUAUGAUGGGAAAUAUUGAUUGUUUUCUGGAGAAUCCAAGGCAGAGCAAUGUGGUGGGACCUGUGGAAGCUGAUCCUGAGUAUCAGUUGAUAGUUGAUUCCAACAACAUGGCAGUUGAGAUUGAUAAUGAGACCACUACUAUUCACAAGUUCAUAAAAGAUAAAUACUCCAAGAGAUUUCCUGAGCUGGAAUCACUUGUUCAUACUCCAUUGGAGUAUAUACAAACAGUUAAGCUGUUACAGAACGAGUUAGAAGUAACGAGAGCUGACCUGAGUGAAGUACUUCCAGCUGCAACAAUUAUGGUAGUGUCUGUGACAGCUUCCACCACUCAAGGACACCGAUUAGAAGAAGGCGAGUUACAAAAGAUUCUUGAAGCUUGUGAAAUGGCUCUUGAAAUCAACUCAUAUAAGAUUAAGAUCCUUGCAUACGUUGAGUCUCGAAUGUCUUUGGUGGCUCCUAAUUUGUCUCGAAUAGUUGGACCCACAGUUGCAGCAAAGUUAAUGGGUAUUGCUGGUGGCCUUACAUCCUUGUCCAAGAUGCCGGCAUGCAACAUCCUUGUAGUUGGUGCCCAAAAGAAAACUUUGGCUGGAUUCUCAACGGCUAGUGUUCUUCCUCAUACUGGUGUGAUUUACUACUCGGAGAUGGUACAAAAUAUGCCACAAGAUGCUCGAAGGAAAGCAGCUAGACUACUAGCAGCUAAGUCGACACUAGCUGCAAGGGUAGAUAGUUUUCAUGAAAGUCCAGAUGGAAGUAUUGGCGAAAGGCUUGCUACAGAAGUAAGAAUGAAGUUUAAUAAAAUUUUGGAGCCUCCACAUGUUAAAGCACCCAAACCCCUCCCUAAACCAGAUGACCUCCCUAGAAAGAAACGGGGAGGGCGACGUGUGAGAAAACAAAAAGAAAGGUAUGCCCAGUCAGAAAUGAGAAAGCAAGCUAACAGAAUGACGUUCGGAGAGAUUCAAGAAGAUGCCUACCAGGAAGACUUGGGCUUCACUACGGGGCAACUAGGAAAAGGUGGUGGGACUGGGCCAGUGAGAGGUCCCACAGUGGACAAAAAGACACAAGUCUCCAUUUCCAAGAGACUCCAGAGACAAAUACAGAAGGCACAAGUGUUUGGAGGAAAAUCAUCUGUAAGGGGUACUACUUCUGGAACAGCUUCUAGCGUUGCGUUUACUCCUUUGCAAGGGCUAGAAAUUGUUAACCCGAUGGCAGCUGAAAAACGACUUCAAGAGGCUAACCAGAAGUACUUUUCAUCCGCAGCGGGAUUUCGAAGCCAAAAGCCAACCAUCUAACUAAACUAUUGUACAAUAAUUAUUGUGUUGUUUAUGUUUAACGUGACCAACAAUUAAUAAGAAGCAGAAGUGGGCAUGGGAUUGUG